Molecule: messenger RNA, 1380 nt
Organism: Linum tenue
Lineage: Eukaryota; Viridiplantae; Streptophyta; Magnoliopsida; Malpighiales; Linaceae
Source: the annotation of a GenBank genome assembly
GGAAGGAACUGGUCCAAGGAGGGUUUUUGGCUUUCCCCUUGCCCUCCUCUUCUGCUUUAUUAUGCCGUGUAUAGUAGCCGGUAAAUCCCACCGCCAGUUCCUCCUUCUGUGUUUUUGGGUUUUGAGUUUAACCAAGAGAGCGAGAGAAUAUUAAUUUUAAUAAUAAAUAGAAGGAAAAAAAGAAAAAGAAAGGAAAGCCCAUUGGGUGGUUUUGCAGGGAGGUUUCAUUUGAUGAUCAUCAUCCACACAGGAUUCAGAUAUACAAACUAACCCUUGUCCUUUUCCUUCCUUGCUUAUUCUCUGUCGUUCCUCACUCUCUCUCAAUGUCCUUCCCUGUCGAAAAGAAAAAGGUUCGAUUUUUAAUUUGAAUAAAUUGUAGUUGGUUGGUGGUUUCUUCAUUCAUUCAAUUCAGAUGCCGUCCUUGUGAGAAUUUUGGCAGGUGGGUUUGAAGGCUGGUGCUUUUCUUUGCUGGUUUCGAAAGGCUUCAUCAAAAGUUUCUGAUUGCAUAUAUGGGCUGAAGAAAAGCUGUUACGGUUGGUUAGACAGUAAAGCUGGUUUUGUUUUGAUUAAUGAAUUCCUUUCACUAUGAAUGUGUAAGAUAUGUCAGUGGAAAGGAGGCUGGAAUAUGGUUUCGGUGGCUACAGGGUCCCUGUGGUUCCUCGUGCUGCUCGAUCAUAUAGGGGCAGAGGAUUGACCAGGAAGAAAGGAGAUAAAGAGGGCGAGAUACGAGCAUUUGAAAUCUUAGCAAGUGUAGCUGGUAAAAUAUUGCAGGAUGGUGAAGUUUCUUCUGCUGCUUCUGUAAAGGAUACAACAAGUAAACUGUGUCUUCAAGGUAAUGGUGAUGAAGAAACAGAAUUGUCUAAACCAGACUCUUCUGUUUGUGGUGGGAAAACUGAUCCUUCAGGCUCGGAGACUGGUUUGAAUCAAGGCUAUCCAUUCCAUGACUUCUUAUCACCACCUCAGGCGACUUCUUCUAGUCACAAGGGAAGCUCCACUUCUUCCGAUCACUUGGAGAAGAAGAUACAUGAAGAUGCUGCUGAUGAUAAUUUGUCUCCCAAGGGAUGGGAAAUGUAUCAAGGCCAAAGGGAGAGCCUAGUAGCUCAGGUGAAGCCUGAUGAAGUUGAGUGCAAAGUCAAAAGUGCUGAAAGUGGAACUUCGCCGCCUGUUCAAGUUGAUUUUGAGGACAAGAUGGAAAUCGACAUGAACAUUCCUGCACGGGCUAGUCCCGAGAACAAUAAUGUGAAGCCAUCAUCGUCAUUAUUCAAGAACUGCAUUGGUGGCUUAGGUUGUUUCUCUGGACGUUCUGCUGAAACUAAAGUAGAAGUCACUAGAGAUGAUGAUGACGAAAAUGCUAGUGGGUGCUCUCAAGAUGUGCAGUCA